Messenger RNA from Gaeumannomyces tritici R3-111a-1, 1012 nucleotides. RefSeq lists its product as hypothetical. The transcript has 2 exons. Lineage: Eukaryota; Fungi; Ascomycota; Sordariomycetes; Magnaporthales; Magnaporthaceae. The record is from RefSeq and is a predicted model, not a curated record. Bases 15 to 956 code for a protein of 313 amino acids.
CUGGGAAAAAGAAAAUGUGGUUUGCAGAUAUCGUCUCUGUAGCCGCUGUGGCCCUCCUGGCCGGCCUGUACAUAACACCAGCCGCAGGCUCGUUCAACUGGGAUAUCACAACACACGGUACGGUGUCGGGCUGGCGGUGGGAAAAACCAUGGCCGUACGACAACUCGGAGCUGAUGCAGUUCACCGAGCUGUGCCGACACGCUGUCACCUUCCCCGCGCAGCAGUACAAGUUUUCGGACCUGGACCACACCCCGCCGGCCGGAAUGUCCCCUUGGGCGGAGGCGGUGCGGGCGCUGGCAACGGGCCGCGUGUAUCCUGGCAGCUGGGACGGCGUCAACGUCAAGGGAAACGAGCGCGACAUCCUGAUGGUAGACUGGAAGGAGGUGCCGGAGUUGGCGCGGCGCUGGAUCGAGAACGAGAGCAGCACCGAGGAAGAUCGGAAUCGGCACUUCUUCAGGGUGCUGAGGAAGCCCAAGGCGUUGACUGGAGGCAGGGCCGGCGGGCCGAGGCCAGAAGACACCGUCGGGCUGGACGAGGACGUGAUGGCGCUGCCGGAUGAGGAAAAGGUGCUUGUGACGGCGCCGGGCGAGCUGUACCAGUUCCUGCCGCUGUGGGUGGCUGAGGGGGCGAAAUGCAAAGGCAAGUGUUCCUGGGCAUCAAAGCAGGCCUUCUCGGACAUGUCCCAGUACUUGGCAUCGCGGGCAAAAGACACGUGCGUGGUGGCAUGGGCGACAGACCACAGCCGGGUGCUGCUGGAGGAGGGCAAAAAGGCCAUCAAGUUCACCAUCGAGGCGCGGCUGGUCAAGGAGACCGAGGAUGGUCGGGCUGCGCGCAUCUUCUGGGAGCAGCACCACAGAGAGCUCGAGCGGCAGCAGCGCAAGAUCAACCGCGAGGAGCGGGCGGCGUCGCGGAAAGGGAUCGAGAAGGACAGGGAGGGGUCGCACGACGAGCUGUGAGGAGUUGGGAGAGUUUGAUGAGAUGGAGGUCAAUGUGAAUGCAGAUGCCUGGGGUC